This is a messenger RNA of Eruca vesicaria subsp. sativa (arugula), 1664 nucleotides long. NCBI's taxonomy places the organism in Eukaryota, Viridiplantae, Streptophyta, Magnoliopsida, Brassicales, Brassicaceae. The record is from the annotation of a GenBank genome assembly.
ACAACAUUUACAAAUCUUUUGUUCUUUAUUCGCUCAGCAAACUUGUCUACUUAACAAGCCUCCCAAAUCUCACACAAUUUUAUUCAGAGUAAUCGCAUCUGAGAUUUACAGAAAACACACAAAAUCAUUUAAAAGAGGAAGAAGAAGAAGAGAUGGAUAAUAACAACAAUCAGCAAUCGUUUUGGCAGUUCAGCGAUCAAUUGAGAGUCCAGACGCCUCAUAAUCUCUCCUUAAACGACUCCAUCUGGAGCACCAACUCCGUCUACAAACACACCGACAACCGUAGAAACUUCGACAUCUCCUCCCUCUCCGACAAAAACCCUAUCGAAUAUCCCAACAACAACAACAACAAGGCUUCUUCCGACAUCAACAACAACAACAACGCUGCUAGCUGGAACACCUGGAAGUCGAGCUCCAACGGUUUCGGACCAGUGGGCUCAAAGUCAACACCCAACAACGUCAACUUCAACCAGACGGGCAAAUUCAACAGCAACCCUUUCAACGACACGUGGAAUGUCAACGGAGAUUUCAACAAGGGCAUCUAUUCCUCCCCUGCGCCCAAGAGCUAUGGCUUCAACUUGAAGAACAAAGGGAUCAUCGAAGACAACGAUCAUCAGAUCCAGAAAGCAACAGGAGGGAAGAAGAACAGGAAGAAUCACAAUCAUCAGAAGAACAACAAGGAAGAUGACAAGAACAACAACAAUUUGGACAAGAGGUUUAAGACUCUUCCUCCCGCUGAGGCUCUUCCAAGGAACGAGACCAUCGGUGGUUACAUCUUCGUCUGCAACAACGACACCAUGGAGGAGAAUCUCAAGCGCCAGCUUUUUGGUUUGCCUCCCAGGUACAGGGACUCCGUCAGAGCCAUCACUCCUGGACUUCCUCUCUUCCUCUACAACUACUCCACUCACCAGCUUCAUGGUAUUUACGAGGCCGCGAGCUUUGGAGGAACCAACAUUGAGCUGAGUGCUUUUGAAGACAAGAAAUGUCCUGGCGAAUCUCGUUUCCCUGCUCAGGUUAGGGCCAUCACCAGGAAGGUCUGUUUGCCACUGGAGGAAGACUCGUUCAGGCCCAUUCUGCAUCACUACGACGGCCCUAAAUUCCGCCUUGAACUCAGCGUCCCUGAGGUGCUUUCUCUUUUGGACAUUUUUGCUGAGCAAAACCCUUGAAUUUGUUGGGCUGGGAUAAAAACAUGAAGACACACUAAAGUUUCCUUUAUCAUAUCCAAAAGAGAGAGAGAGAGGGAUAUCAUCCUAUAUAUGAUGAGUAUUCUUAGUAAUUGUCUCAAGAAAAUGGUACUAGUUUAUACAGUUUUCGGGUUUACGUUUCUAAAAUAUUUUACAAGAGAAAGGAAGUGUUAAAUUAGAUAGAAGAUGUGCUAUAUUUCCGUGGGUGAGGUGGGGAUAUGAACAGAGCGAUCAUAUCUUCUUUCACUUGUGUGUUUUGUAAAGUAAAUAAAGUUUCAUGUGUACACCCAAAACUGGCCUAAAUGAGAAUGAACUUGAUCCAUUUAUGUAUUACCUAUUUGUUGCCUCUUGUUGCUCUUCUCUUGUCAUUUAUACUAUUCAUAGCUAUUUGCGUUUUGGCUAAGAACAAAUGAAUAAUGAAUUAAUUUGUUAGUUCUUUAUACAUUUUGUGUACUCUCUCUGUUAUCAAUUGAAUCCAAC